AUGGAACGUCAAGCCCCGUUCUUGAAAAGUGUCUUACAAGAAGCCAAUCAGCAUAAACGACAAGAAUUGUUGCGGAUGGCGAAUGCGGAUCAGAUCAAUGCCAUCAGUGAAUUGGUGAUGAACACGCUCCGUGGCACCGUGCCCCGCUCUCGACAUACCAUCACGUUGCUCAAACCCCAUGCCCAGAGUUUACGCGCCAUGGCCAAACCCGCGCAUUCGGUGAAACGACGGCGCGCCAUCAUGAUGACUCAAACAGGCGGUGCCCUCUGGCCUGAACUCUACCGAUGUUAUAAACGUUGCAUGCGCUAGACAAGACACCUCAGUUGCACUAUGGAACCCGAGAUGGUGAGCACCACGGUGGACAACGCCCCUGCUUUUUUACAAUUAAAAGAAAAGUACAAACAAGAAUUGGUGGAAGAUACUCGCUUGAGUAAAGCUGCGGAUUUGGCGGCCAGACAACAUGUGCUCCUGACCAGUGAGGUCCCCGAUGCCUGGAAACGGCCUCAACUCAAAGCCGUGAGCCGUCAGUUACGCCAUUGGACCAAAAAAGUGCGUCAACCCUUUGGAGCGCCCGCGGGGGGUGUGCGCGCCGCAGGGGCUACGACGCCCGGCGAGGAUGAUGAUUUUGAGGCAGGGCCUAUGCAAGCGUGGUUCACGCAGUUGGUCAAGGCCACCAAAGGUAUAAAACAAGGGUCCACGCCGGCUGGACCCAGAAAACCACCUGUCCCGCCUAAACCGAACAUCACCCCCAGUGCUAAAAAGAAACUCAAGUUUGCGCCUCAAGUGAGUAGUGCUGAGUUGGCACACGAGUUGCCUUUUUCAGACACGCAGGGAGUAGAACCGUGGGAUACCCCCCGUGAACGAGUGGACUCCAUCAAGAAAGCGGUUGCGCGUGAUAUUCGUAAACGCACGACAGACUCUGCCAAAAAGAAAGCCGCCAGUAUCGCCAAAAAGAAAGCCGCUGGGGUGGCCAAGAAAGCCUUGGAUUGGAAAUCGUGGAAAACCCCGUGAUGGGACGGAGACGUCGUGUGACAGCUACCUCCCGUGCCCGAUCGAGGCGACGACAACGACGAUCGCAACGCGGGGGCAAGUUAUUUGAUGUGCAAAACCUCCUCAACAAGACGGGCAUUGAAUUUCAUUGGCCCGGCUAUCAGUACAUGGGCCCUGGCACCCAUUUGAAAAAACGUUUGGCCCGUGGAGAUCCCGGCAUCAACCGGUUAGACAGGAUUGCGAAAGUGCAUGACAUGGACUAUGAUAAAGCCAAGACCUUGAAAGAUAAAUGGGUGGCGGAUCGCAAGAUGAUUGCCAAGAUUGAUCAACUCCCCGGUCGCAAAACCCUGACGGAGCGUAUUGUGAGACGCAUUAUGAAAACCAAACUGAGAUUGGGCAUGUAA
This is a messenger RNA of Porites evermanni, 1394 nucleotides long. Lineage: Eukaryota; Metazoa; Cnidaria; Anthozoa; Scleractinia; Poritidae. The record is from the annotation of a GenBank genome assembly.